Molecule: messenger RNA, 648 nt
Organism: Podarcis lilfordi (Lilford's wall lizard)
Lineage: Eukaryota; Metazoa; Chordata; Lepidosauria; Squamata; Lacertidae
Source: the annotation of a GenBank genome assembly
AUGAGUAGCUCUGAGGAAGUGUCCUGGAUUUCCUGGUUCUGUGGCUUGCGUGGCAAUGAGUUCUUCUGUGAGGUAGAUGAAGAUUACAUCCAAGACAAGUUCAACCUGACUGGCCUCAAUGAGCAAGUUCCCCACUAUCGCCAGGCCUUGGAUAUGAUCCUUGAUUUGGAACCAGAUGAGGAGCUUGAGGACAACCCUAACCAGAGUGACUUGAUUGAACAGGCAGCUGAAAUGCUCUACGGCCUCAUCCAUGCCCGCUACAUCCUCACAAACCGUGGAAUUGCUCAAAUGCUUGAGAAAUACCAGCAAGGAGACUUUGGUUACUGCCCCCGAGUUUAUUGUGAGAACCAGCCCAUGCUGCCCAUUGGCUUAUCUGAUAUCCCAGGAGAGGCCAUGGUUAAACUUUACUGCCCUAAGUGCAUGGAUGUCUACACCCCCAAAUCUUCCCACCACCAUCACACAGAUGGGGCCUAUUUUGGGACAGGCUUCCCCCACAUGUUGUUUAUGGUGCACCCGGAGUAUCGGCCGAAACGACCUGCUAACCAAUUUGUGCCCAGACUUUACGGAUUCAAGAUCCACCCUAUGGCUUACCAGCUGCAGCUUCAGGCCGCCAGCAAUUUUAAGAGCCCAGUCAAAACUAUUCGUUGA